Molecule: messenger RNA, 1777 nt
Organism: Erinaceus europaeus (western European hedgehog)
Lineage: Eukaryota; Metazoa; Chordata; Mammalia; Eulipotyphla; Erinaceidae
Product: dipeptidase 2
Exons: 11
Coding region: 181-1677 (498 amino acids)
Biological process (GO): proteolysis
Molecular function (GO): metallodipeptidase activity
Source: RefSeq, a predicted model, not a curated record
CCUGCAAGAGGAAGCUAGGGUGAGGCUUGAGCUGAAAAUGGGGUGGAGCUUUUGAACAAAGAGGAGAUGGGAGGCGGGGGAUUCAGUCCUAGAGGUUUCUGGACAAGCUGGAGCUACAGAAGCCACACAAGAUAAGGCUUGCGAGAUCAGCCCCUGCCCGGCGACCCUGUUCUGCUCACCAUGCGGUGCCAGAGGCUGGACGGCGCCCGCGCUGUCUGCCGGCUGUCGCUGCUGCUCCUGCUGCUCCUGCUGCCCUGGGCAGCAACCUCCACUGUCACCCCGUCAGGCGUCCUCGGCACCCCAGCUUUGCAGGAAGCUCCCAGCACCCGGAACUCGCUGGGCGCCGCCCCUGCUGAGACGGUAACGGGCGUGCUCAGCCCCCUCAACUCGUCUGAUGCUCUGAUCACCCCCGGAGUCCUGCGGGAGCGCGCCCGGGCCCUGAUGCGGGCCUUCCCCCUGGUGGAUGGCCACAAUGACUUGCCCCUGCUCCUAAGGCAAUUUCACCACAAAGGUCUACAGGAUCUUAACCUGCACAAUUUCAGCCUCGGCCAGACCAACCUGGACAAACUAAGAGAUGGUCUUGUGGGUGCCCAGUUUUGGUCAGCCUAUGUGCCAUGCCAGACCCAGGAACGAGAUGCUGUGCGUCUCACCCUGGAACAAAUUGACCUCAUCCAUCGCAUGUGUGCAUCCCAUUCAGAUCUGGAGCUGGUGACUUCAGUUAAAGCUUUGAACACCACCUUGAAGUUGGCUUGCCUCAUUGGUGUGGAGGGUGGACACUCACUGGACAGUAGCCUCUCCGUCUUGCGUGCCUUCUAUAUGUUGGGUGUGCGUUACCUGACACUCACCCACACCUGCAACACACCAUGGGCAGAGAGCUCAACUAAGGAUGUUCACCCAUUCUAUGCCAAUGUCAGUGGAUUGACCAGUUUUGGUGAGAAGGUCAUUGCAGAAAUGAACCGCUUGGGCAUGAUGAUAGACUUGUCCCAUGUCUCAGACGCUGCAGCACAGCAGGCUCUGCAAGUGUCAAAGGCACCUGUGAUCUUCUCCCACUCGGCUGCCCGGAGUGUGUGUGAGAACUCUCGGAAUGUUCCUGAUGAUAUCCUGCAGCUUCUGAAGCAGAAUGGGGGCAUCAUCAUGGUGUCCUUGUCCAUGGGGGUGCUCCAGUGCAACCUGUUAGCUAAUGUGUCCACUGUGGCAGAUCACUUUGACCACAUCCGGGCAGUCAUUGGAUCCAAGUUCAUUGGGAUUGGUGGAGAUUAUGAUGGGAUUCACCGGUUCCCUCAGGGGCUGGAGGAUGUGUCCACCUACCCAGUUCUGAUUGAGGAGUUGCUGAGACGAGGCUGGAGUGAGAAAGAGCUUCAAGGUGUCCUCCGAGGAAACCUGCUUCGGGUCUUCACACAGGUGGAGAAGGUUCGGGACGAAAGCAGUGGGCAGCUUCCCUUAGACGACAAAAUCCCAGAGGAGCAGCUGGACAACACUUGCCACUCCAUCCUGCCGAGUCUGCACCAGAAGCGUUAUCUGAAUCCAGACCAAAAACUCACUGAGACUCAGAUGUAUUGGAACCCCAAGUUCUCAGCUCAGAAUUCUUUCUCAGAAUCCUCCCCCAGCAUGGCCUCUUGUCUCUCACUUUUGGUCAUCCUUCCAGUCCUCAUUCUGUGCCUUUGGGGAGCCAGUUAGUCCUGCCUGCCAGAUGACAUUAAGGCAGCUGCAGACACCCCAAAGUCAUGCCAUCUGCAGGCAGAAUUAUUUUCUGAAAAUAAAUGUUUUAGAUAAAGAA